Messenger RNA from Galeopterus variegatus (Sunda flying lemur), 655 nucleotides. Its product is annotated as rap guanine nucleotide exchange factor 5-like. NCBI's taxonomy places the organism in Eukaryota, Metazoa, Chordata, Mammalia, Dermoptera, Cynocephalidae. The annotation marks the transcript as partial. The transcript is spliced from 6 exons. The record is from RefSeq and is a predicted model, not a curated record.
AUUCCUGGGCUUGCCACUGUUGCAUAAGUUUUGUUACAAAGGUUUCUGUUUGGUUCUAAUGUAUCCCCCCUUUUUUUUCUUCUAAAAUAGACUCUGUCGAGAAGAAUUUCCAAUCCAUACCUUGAACAUACUCCUUCUCAGAUUUAUGGAGAGAAUUCUUCUUGUGCAGGAAGAGCAUUGAGGAAUAUUAUUAUCAUUCAGGCAGCUGACCUGAUAAAGGACAGAGUGAACCUCAAGGGGUUUUACAGGAGAAGCUGCGUUGGGUCAGAACUGGUUGACUGGCUUCUAGAGCACUGUCCUUUUGUCCAGUGCAGAUCUAUGGCCAUAGGAGUCUGGCAGCUGCUACUGGACAUGGGAAUUAUGUCAUCAGUGGACCAGCAUCUAUACUUUCAAGAUACUUACGUUUUCUACCAGUUUUCGUCCGAUGAAUGCAGCUACUUGUACUGUGAAUUUGAGAGAGGAGAAGAAUGGCAGAAUGGUGUCAGACUCCUGCUGCAGCUUGUGCCCCUCACUCCUGCGAGAGCUGGCAUCUGCGAACUGUCUCAUCAGAAAAUUGAAGACUCCGAAGAAAGCAGUGAGGAAAUUCUUGCCCGUCUAACAUCUGCGGUGCAGAGAGAGCUAGCAGCUGUUAUUGCUUUGAAAGCAAGGAAGUCUG